Molecule: messenger RNA, 936 nt
Organism: Medicago truncatula (barrel medic)
Lineage: Eukaryota; Viridiplantae; Streptophyta; Magnoliopsida; Fabales; Fabaceae
Product: probable calcium-binding protein CML41
Exons: 1
Coding region: 136-702 (188 amino acids)
Molecular function (GO): calcium ion binding
Source: RefSeq, a predicted model, not a curated record
UUGACUCUUGCAUUAUAUCAAAAGACUACCUAUUAGUAAUUUCAUGUCACCUUUCAAAUAAUAAUAUAUUAAUAAUUUUGUAUAUGUUGGAGAGGAAAUUGAAUUAGGUUUCUCAAAAAUUUCAUUUUUGUUAUUAUGGCUAGAAUUCUAAAACCAUCCAAGUGGUUCGCUAACAAAUUAGGUCUCAAGCUUAUUAGAUCAAGAUCUUCAAAUUCAUCAUCAUUAUGCUCUCCAAGAUCUCCAAUUUCACUGUCCACCACACCAAAAACUAACACCAAUGAAGAUGAAAAAGGAUUAAGAGAGGUUUUUAAGUACUUUGAUGGUGAUGGAGAUGGAAAAAUUUCAGCCUAUGAAUUAAGGUCAUAUUUUGGUUCAAUUGGUGAGCACAUGUCUCAUGAGGAAGCUGAAAGGGUGAUAAAUUACCUCGACGGCGACGGCGACAACUUGUUGGAUUUCAAUGAUUUUAUUAAGUUGAUGAAAGGUGAAGGAGGAAGAGAUGAUGAUAAAGAUUUAAGAAAGGCUUUUGAGAUGUUUGUGUGGGAGGAGAAAGAAGGUUGUAUUACUCCAAAAGGGUUGCAAAGGAUGUUGCAACGUCUUGGAGAUGAUAGGUCUUAUGAAGAGUGUGUGGUUAUGAUUGAUGCAUUUGAUAUUGAUCAUAAUGGGGUUCUUGAUUUCAACGAGUUUCAUCAAAUGAUGGCUUAAUUAAUAAUAUUAAUCCUUAGUUAAAUGAAUCUUCUUUGUAAAUGUUGAUAUUCCAAACGAAAUAUGGAAUAUAUAAAUGUGUAAAAAUAUACAUUGUCAAGAGUGAGUGUGAGUUAGUCAAAAAAGAAAAGGAAUGAGUGAGAGUUUGCUAGAUUAUUAAGAUUCGUGUAUGUUUUUUAAUUUCAUCAACAUACUUAAAAAAAUAUAUAUAUAUAUCAUAACCGCUUUUUGAGA